AUGAGUGGCGAUAAUAUCCAAGCUGAACUUCUGGCAACGAUUGAAGUUUAAAGUUCCUAAAUCAAUCAAUUAUCGACAAAAACAUAAGAUGCUUAGUAAUAAUAUGAAAUUCUACAACAAGAAAAUCAAGAGCUAAAAAAACUUUUGGCUGAGAUAGAUGAAGAAAUGGAGGAUUGGAGUUAUGAUCCAAUGGAGGAAAUCUUAGCCAUGCAAAAGGAGAUGGUCGACAUAGCUUUUGCCUAUUCUGACGUAUUUGACAUACCAGAAGACACUAAGGUUAUAAUUAAGGGAGAGUUCAACAAUUGGCAACCAGAACUAAUGAAAAAAUUAACAAAAAAUGUUUUUGCAUAUAAGACUAAAGUCCUUGCAGGAUACAAAUAUAGAUUCUAAUUUUUCUUGAAUGAGAAUGAACAGCCUUCACUUGAUAGAAGCCAACCAGUCGUUCCUAGUUUUGAAGAGGAAGGCUCUGAGUCCAAUUACUAAUGCGUAAUUAAGAGACAAAUUAAUUCCUAAGAUGGCUACAGUUCCUAUGAACAAGAAUUACUCCAAAAAAUGCCUGAAUUCAUUCACCCUGAAAUGAAGAAAAUGUAUCUUCAAAAGUUUAAUGAAAACUAAGAACAAAUCAACUAAUUGAUAUCAGCAAAUACUAAUGUUGAUUUCAAAUUGGUUGAUUAGCUAGAUACUCUAAACGAAGAAGAUCAAGUAAAAUUGGCUGAAGUAUCUCUUCUUAGGAACCAAAAUUUGUACAAAUAGCUUGAUCUAUAUAAAAAGAAUGAGAGACUUGCGAAGGCUGCUCAAGAGAGUGCUUCUGCCGCAUAGUCUACAGAGUAAAUUAGUAAGAUUGAUGCUGAGAUUAAAACACUUGGAGAAGUCAUUAGUAAUGUAACUAGAGGUAGGUAUGUUCGUAGCAAGUUUGAAGACCCUCCCAACUACUACAUAAUUAACACCUAUUCCACAUACGGACAAAAUGAGAUAGGCUUGUCGAAGAUCUAUGAUCCGAAUGGAAUAUUGAUUAUUGAUGCUUACAAUACAUACAUGAAUAGAAUUUACAGCGAAGAUGGUCUGUUCUUUUCACAGUAUUAAGUAUUGACCAGAUAAGAGUAAGCUGAAUUAGUUAAAGAUAUGCUAAACGAAAGCCAUAUUUUGACUUUGAAAUAUUAGAUUGCAGAAGUUGAUGAUGAAAAGACUUUUCUUAGUUUGGAGGCUAAUCCUGCAGGACUUAAUGUUAAUGAAGAUUAUACAUAUUAUCUAGAUUACUAUAAAUUCCCUACCACAAUGAGUCACAACAUUUUUCGUGAUAUAAGGGCUAGAUUUAUAAACAUUGGUGCUAUUCAUACUUAUAUUAGACCUUAAACUAUAUAAAUUUACACCGCAGAGCACUCUCCAAACUCUGUGAAUAUCUUGCAUAUUCAUUUGAAGGAUCACAAUGAGAAAACUCAGCGCCUUUAAGCCUAUUACUUAAGAGAUGAUUAAACUGCAUAGGAAUUUGAAGUCUUUUAAGUCGAUGCUAAUGGUGAGAUCCCUACUUAUAAAAUACUCAUUUAGAACUAAAAAGUAAUAUCCCUUCUUUAUAAUGGUGAGCAAUGUGUUGAAUAUUUGGAAUUCAGCGAAAAAAGAAUAGCUUAAGGUGAAUUCUAUGAGAUUACUAGAAAUAAUAGUCACUUUAUAUCUGGUGAAAAUAUGAUAUGCUAAAUUGCCAAUGUACCCAGAGGACUGAUAGUUAGUCUUGAUUAAUAAUGCGAAGUAGUUUAAGAAUAGCCUUAGUUUAACUUGCAUAGCUUUUGCCGUGAAGAUACCCAUUUUGCAUAGUGGUAAGGAUUUGUAGAUGUCAAUAUCAAAUCCUUAAAUUUGGAAUAAACCUUAUUGAAGAAUGACAUCAAUUUAGCGUUUCCAAUCUGUGCAUUUUCAGGGUCUAGUGAAUAAACACAGGCAUAAUACCUUAAUCUUAUGAAUUAGUAAUGA
Stylonychia lemnae is the source of this 1962-nucleotide messenger RNA. The record is from the annotation of a GenBank genome assembly. NCBI's taxonomy places the organism in Eukaryota, Ciliophora, Spirotrichea, Sporadotrichida, Oxytrichidae.